This is a messenger RNA of Dendrobium catenatum, 537 nucleotides long. RefSeq names its product alpha carbonic anhydrase 4-like. Gene Ontology annotation, molecular function: carbonate dehydratase activity; zinc ion binding. The transcript is spliced from 5 exons. The coding region runs from base 45 to 446 and encodes 133 amino acids. NCBI's taxonomy places the organism in Eukaryota, Viridiplantae, Streptophyta, Magnoliopsida, Asparagales, Orchidaceae. The record is from RefSeq and is a predicted model, not a curated record.
CCUACACACCUUCUGAGCACACAAUUAAUAAUCACAAAUAUUCAAUGGAGCUGCACAUUGUUCAUCAACGAGCAGGUGACCAAAAAUACGCAGUGGUGGGGAUCCUAUAUACAAUUGGCCGACCUGAUACUUUUCUUUCCAAGAUGAUGAAAUACAUAAAAAUGGUGAGCGAUAAGAAGGAUUUGGAGGUGAAGAUAGGCAGUGUUGACCCCAGGGAGAUUAAAAGAGGAAGCAGGAAAUACUACAGGUAUAUAGGAUCUCUCACUACUCCUCCAUGCACUGAAGGUGUUGUUUGGACCAUCAUUAGAAAGGUGAGGACAGUAUCAGUGGAACAGUUAAGAUUGCUGAAAGAAGCUGUAGAAGAUGGAUUUGAGAAGAAUGCGAGACCCUCGCAGGCCAUAAAGGAUAGGACAGUUCAACUGUAUCAACCUAUAAAUCCGUAUUAGAAGAUGCAAUAUUCAUAUAAGUUUUGCAUGUAUUAAUUCUAAUAAAUUGGAACAUUUGAAUUUUUAAUGAAGGAUUUGAGUCUUCGUAUCA